Messenger RNA from Bombyx mori (domestic silkworm), 2937 nucleotides. RefSeq names its product heparan-alpha-glucosaminide N-acetyltransferase (gene Hgsnat). Bases 276 to 2021 code for a protein of 581 amino acids. NCBI's taxonomy places the organism in Eukaryota, Metazoa, Arthropoda, Insecta, Lepidoptera, Bombycidae. The transcript is spliced from 11 exons. The record is from RefSeq and is a predicted model, not a curated record.
UGUUGUUUAUUAUCAUAAAAAGUGUCGACGACCUUUUGGCUGCGUUGUGCUGAUCACAUUGCAGAAAGUUAAUGUAAUGGUGCAACGGCUCGCGCGGGCCUACUAACACCGGUUUCAGUACCAAACCGGCAGUUCCACUACGUAUACUGACCUGUUUGGACGUCCAAGCUGCACGGAGCUAAACACGUUAUUAUCCUUUUAUUUUAAAAUGAACUAUAAUCGCGCGUGAGUCUGCCUAAUUCAAUACCGAGAAAUCGAAGGCUGCAAUUGUGAAAAUGAACGAAUCAUCUUCAGUGACGAACGACACAUGGCAUUGGUACAAAGAAGUAGUGAUGUCAUGGCUGGAACACCCUGGAAUGGAAGAGUACGAGGGUCUGAACUUGACAGCCUUGAAGAUGGACCAGGCCUACAUGGUGGGGACGUCCGAUAAGGAUGUCGGGGUCUAUAGUGUCUCGGAUGACUGUUUUAGAUGUCCAUUUGAACUCCAAAAGAAGUUGUCGGCUGGGACUGAAGAGUCCUGGGUGGUGAGCACAACACGUAGAUCCACGUGGAGAGUGUACACAGAUCUCACUGACUCGUAUGUAACUGCUGGGAAUACCACGGGACUUCUGUGCCAGCUGCGUCCAGAGGUCGGAGAAUUCGGAGUGUACAGACUGAACGCCACCAGCGACGGAUGCGACAUCCGAACCGACAGAGAACCGGUCGACAUUUACUUGCCUCUGCUUCUCCUCCUGGGCACAUUGUUGACAGUAUGGGUGCUCUAUGGCAUAAUGAAAUUGAUCAUGUCAAAAGUCAGAAGAACCGGUAAACUUAGAUACGGAGAUAAGGAGCUGGCGAUACAACAAAGAUUAAGAGCGCUGGAUACUUUCAGAGGAAUGGCGAUAGUGUUCAUGAUCUUCGUGAAUGACGGCGCGGGCGGAUACUGGUGGAUGGAACACGCCACGUGGAACGGUAUGGUAGCUGGAGACCUCGUCUUUCCAGCUUUCCUCUGGAUCAUGGGUGUAUGCAUUCCUCUCUCCGUUAAGAGCGCAUUUGCCAAAGGUAUACCCCGUUGGAAGAUCGUCAUGCACAUUGUCAGACGUUCGAUAAUGAUGUUCUUUUUGGGAAUGUCUUUGAAUACGAUAUACGGUUCGAACGUUUUGCAAGAGCUGCGUAUAUUCGGCGUCCUUCAGAGGCUUGCAGUUGCUUACCUCGUGGCGGCAGGCUUCUAUGCGUUGACCGCACCAAAGUUUUACACUCCUCCUAGGGGUGCAUGCGGUCAGGCGUUAAAAGACGUGUUGUCUUGCUUGUGGUGCUGGGUUCUGGCGAUCGUCUUGGUGACUGUUCACAGCGUCAUAACAUUUAUCAUUCACCAUCCCGACUGUCCACCAGGUUACUUGGGACCUGGUGGGAAGCACGAUGAGUGGGUCGCUCCGGAGUGCAGUGGAGGUGCUGCUGGAUUCAUUGACCGACUCAUCUUAGGGGAAUCACAUUUGUACCAAAGGAGCGAUGCGAGGAAUGUCUAUGGAGGUCCACCUACCGACCCUGAAGGACUAUUGGGGUGCGUCACGUCAGCUGUGCAAGCUCUGAUCGGUAUCCAAGCCGGCGCCACAGUGCUGCUACAGCGGUCGCACAAAGCGCGCGUUUCAAGAUGGCUCGCCUGGGCGCUUGUGUUCGCACUAGCCGGGGCACUACUCGCCGGCUUCUCCAGGGAGCACGGGGUUAUACCUAUCAAUAAGAAUCUUUGGUCAACUUCUUUCGUGUUGGUGACGUCGGCAUGCUGCCUUCUACUGCUGAGUUUCUGCUAUACACUCACCGAUGCUUGGAGGAUUUGGAACGGAGGGCCAUUUCGUUCUCCUGGACUCAACGCUAUAGCUCUCUACGUAGGACACUCACUAUGUGCACAUUUGUUCCCCUUUCACUGGAAAAUCCCUAAUAUGGAAACGCAUACAAUCAAGCUACUUGAGGCCGUCUGGGGCACAGCCUUGUGGGUCAUCAUUGCUCAUGUCAUGGCCAAGAAAAAGGUGUUCAUAACACUAUAGUUUCGGAUGUUCUUAUAUUUUCGAAGUUUGAGAGUGAGUUUGAUACAUUAUAAUUUCUUGACUAAACGAUUUUCAUUAUUACAGAUGACUAAUGUUGAAAAUUGAAAAUUGAAUAAAAUGAUUAUACAUAUUUACUAUAGUUAGUUAUACUGUUUAAAUGCUUUAAUCAUUUUUUUUUUUUUGGUACGCAUUGUUUUAUGUUAUCUUCAUAACCUAUUAAUUAAUAUUGACUUGAGUUUUUUUACUUUAAGAGAAGAAAACAUGUUAUUUCAACAUUAUUCAUUCAUAUAACAACAAAAUUCCCAAAUUUUUAUGCGAUUUUCUUUGGUUUUUGUGAAAGAUAGACAUAAUAAAAAUUACUUUUACCUUAGUUGCAUGUGAUGACGAAAAUUCUUAAAGUAUUCGACACGUCGAGAUAAUAAUGAUAAUGAAAACGCGACCUAAAACCAUAAAAUUGCUUUUAAUUAUAUUAAUACGAAUUGUUUUGGUUAUUUCUUACGUAGGUAGGUACAUAUAUUUUGUAAUUUCUUUAGUUAAACUAACGUAUCUAGAUAACGCAAGACUUUUUUGUUAUUUAGCUAAGUCUAAAUCUUAAUGCGUCCAUGAAGGUUCUGACUUGUCUAAAAUAUACUCAUCUUAACAUAAGGAUAUAGGUUAUAAGACUGAGUCUAGGUGCUCCAAAUACAAGUUUAGGGUAAAUGUUAUCUUUUGUUUUAAAAUCUAGUCUGUUAUCCUUUGAAACUUAAACAUUUAAUGAAAAUUUUAAAAGAAACUACUCAGCGAACCAGAACACGUUUAAAAUGUAAUUCCUUAAUCAUGUUAAUGUAAAUAAAUUGUAUUUUAAAUAGAAUUAAAGAAUGUGUUUGUGUGUAUUCACUUUAAGUAGUUACUUACACUAUUAAAAUGUAAUCAAAAA